AUGUAUAAUGAGAUGGUGAGGCGAGGUUUUCGUGAGAAUUCGUUUGUUUAUACUUCGUUUAUUGAAGCGUUUUGUGAGAAGGGGAAGAUUGGAGAGGCGAUUGGGUUGUUGCGGGAAAUGGAAGGGAAGGGGUUGAGAGCUUAUGAUGAGACUUAUGAGUUUGUUAUCGUUGGGUGUGCGGAUACGGGGCGGUUGAAGGAGUGUUGGAGUGUUUUUGAGGAAAUGUUGAGUGCUGGGUUUGUUCCUAGUUGUUUAACGUUUGAUAAGGUGGCGGAGAAGCUUGGUGAGAAUGGAGAUGUGGAGAAGGUGAAUGAUGUUUUGACUGUGUUGUUAGAUAAAGGGUUUUCGCCGAGUGAUGAUACUUAUUCACAUUUGAUACGUGGUUAUGCGAGAAAUGAUAAGGUUGAAGAAGCCGAGAAGUAUUUGAGGAUUAUGAAAGGUCGAUUGUUGGUUCCAAGUGUGACUAUAUAUGAGACGUUGAUUGCUGGUCACAUGCAGAAGGGAAACCACGAUAGGGCUCUUCAGCUUCGCAAUGAAAUGGCCUCACUGGAGUUGCAACAUUGUUAA
This is a messenger RNA of Vicia faba (fava bean), 567 nucleotides long. The record is from the annotation of a GenBank genome assembly. NCBI's taxonomy places the organism in Eukaryota, Viridiplantae, Streptophyta, Magnoliopsida, Fabales, Fabaceae.